Molecule: messenger RNA, 570 nt
Organism: Fraxinus pennsylvanica
Lineage: Eukaryota; Viridiplantae; Streptophyta; Magnoliopsida; Lamiales; Oleaceae
Source: the annotation of a GenBank genome assembly
AUGGAUUCAUCCAAUACCAGUGUGACUUGCCCAGACAUGUUGGAAGAGUCUCCUCACAAUGACGUUCAAAAAGAGGCUUUAAUUUCCAAAGAAAUAAUUGAUCGAAGGCAAUCCACUGAAGGGUCAUCAGAGAAUCAACCUCUGCCUCGAACUGUGGAUGAGCAAGAGGAGCGUGAGUAUGGCUGCAGGUACUGUAACAAGAAGUUCUCGAACAAGCAAGCUUUAGGCGGGCACCAGAAUGCGCACAAACUUGAACGCACCAUUGAAAAAAAUAUCCAGGGCACCAUGCAUCAUGGAAUGUUGCGUUACGGACGUGCACCCUGUUCCCUCCUAGGGAUUAACGAAGGAUACACUGGAUGGCCGAAGCCUUCGCCUGGAAAUGUUACCCAGUUUAUGGCACGUCCUAGCUCUUCGGGCAUGGAAAAUCGCCCUCCAGGCAUUCGUUUUUCAACUCCAAUGCCUGUUCCCAGUGGGAACUUUCUAGGAGAGAGUAGCAAUGUACAGAUGAAUAAUCGAGAGACUCAGGGUGUUGAAGACGACUCAGGCCUCGAUUUAACUCUCAGGCUUUAA